CCCUCUCCACCUGCCUCCGCCACCCUCCCCGCCGGCGCUCCUCCUCCUCGCCGCCGCAGCCACCCACUCCCACGAGAUCCAAAUCCGCCGCGGGGGGCAGCCCCGAGGGAGUAGGGCGCGGGCCGGCCGGCCACAGGGAUGGUAGCCACAUGAUGCGGCGGCCGUGGCGCCGCCGGCGCGCACGUUUCGCUUGCCCUUGGAGGUGCGGAGGGCGGAGGGGCGGACGCUGCCGCUGCUGCCCGCGCCUACUGCGGAGUCGGCCUCGCCGGAGCGGGAGGCGACAGGCUGCGCCGCCAAGGGCCGUCGCGGCGGAGGUGAGUUGGGCUGAUAAGAGAGGUGACAGGGAGAGAUUGGGAUUGAGGGACGGCGAGCAGCAGGGGCGCGGCGGCGGCGAGAAGUGAGCACAGGCGCCAGGGACGAUGGUGGCGGGAACAUGCUGGCGUCGAGCGCCGCCGCGUUGGGCGGUCCUGCGCCUGCCCUGGCAGAGGAGGAAUGCGGCGACGGGCGCCUGCAGCCGCAUCGUGCCCAGCGCCGCCUAGGCCGCUGCUGGCGCUGUCCCGCCGACGGUUGGCAUACUUGCAGCACGCGAAGGCGGCAAGGAAGCCGGCCAUCAGCAGCCGCGCGCAGAGGCUGACGGUGACCCACGCCUUCUGCGAGGGCGCCAUCCAUUUCGCCACCAUGGGCGCCCGAGGGCGACCACCGGGUGCUUCCACCGAGGGCCUCCGCCUCGCCUCCGCCCAUGGUGUCGGCACGCCUCGCCUCCACCCUCGCGCGCCGGUCUGUCGGACAUGGAAGCACGGUCAUAUCUUCUCAAUUAUCCUGCCAAGAUGAGAAAAAUCUUAUUAUCAGCAUCAAUAGUUUGGGCAAGGAAAACCUCAUGGCUCAUUUGUCAACAUUUCUUCCUGCACUUCUGGAUGCUUUUGAAAACCACAGCCCAUAUUUCCGCAAGGCACGACAUCCUAGCUCGGACGCAGCACGAGCCGCUGAGGCUUGGAGCGGUGACAGACAAGGCAACAGGGGGUGCAUCGUGGUGGGUCGGUCCCUGCUGAUGGCUAAAGGGCGGUGCGGCAACAUGUUCCAGCAUGAGCGCGAGCUCAAGCACAGCACAGUGACGAGCGCUAGCCAACACGCCGCAUAUGAGAUACCUAUGAUGGCUAGUGUAUCCACAUUGUUCAAAUAUUUGCAUUUAACGAUGUAUACUACCCUAUGCUUUGAUUUUGUGUUGAAUUUAUCCCACAUAUAUUUAAUUGCUCAUUUUAUUACUUUUCAUUAA
Molecule: messenger RNA, 1273 nt
Organism: Panicum virgatum (switchgrass)
Lineage: Eukaryota; Viridiplantae; Streptophyta; Magnoliopsida; Poales; Poaceae
Exons: 4
Coding region: 740-1273 (177 amino acids)
Source: RefSeq, a predicted model, not a curated record